UCCCGACAGAACCUACCAAACCUUCGCGAUCUCAGCACCAAAGUGUGAUCAUUAGUGCUUACAUAGUAUACUUAUUCGUACAACCGAACCUAACGUGAAACAGAAUUUUCCUCUCGCAGACGAAAACCCCCACCGGCGCUUGUAUCCUUAUCUAUUUUGGUCCGGAGAGAACAAUAUUCAUCGCAUUUUGCACCGCGGUAAGCCCAAUCCAAGCAGGCGACCGGUAUUCCAACGCACGCUACACGCCUAGGCAGUUAGCUCCGAGCAGUGAAAGUGAACAGUUCAACCGUCGUCGUUGGCAGCCAGAAGGGACCAAAGGAGUCGUACUAGACAAGAGAUUUUUGUGACAUCUCACUAAUCCCACCAAGAAGCGACGCAGAAAUGGCCCUCGCCGAAAGCACCACCAAGACUGAAAUGACCAUCACCGAGUCGUCGACUCCGGUCAUCUCGAAGGAAGUCGUCGUCGAACGGUCCUCGGCCGGAAUGUCCGAGAAGAGCGUGACCCAAUCCAAGAGCUAUGGUGCCAGCAGCGAAAAGGAAAUCGUCGAAGAAGGUGCUAACUCUCUGUCCAAGACUGUCGAAAAGGCUGAAUCGGCCUUCGCCUCGGAACGCAGCGUAUCGGAAAAAGUGACCGACACUGGUUCACUUAUGUCGUCUUCGUCCGUGAAGUCUUCCUCCUCGGUAGUCAGCAGCAAGGUGGUUUCCUCAUCGUUUAGCUCAUCUACAUCUUCCAGUAUGUCCAGCAUCAAAUCAUCCUCGUUCGAUUCCAGCAGUGCCAUCGAUGAUUUCUUCAAGAACUAAUGAACCACAUCUAGUUUAGAAAAUUUGAUUCGAAAAGUGUGAUUGCUUGAUAUAAAUUUAAAAAGAAGAAAGAAAAUUUUCCUGGUCGAAUUUUUCUCCUAUGAGGAAUUUUUAUUUUUAAUGCAUUAUGUGUAUUCAAUAAGAUAGUCCAAUAAAAAUCGUUUAAAACAA
Aedes albopictus (Asian tiger mosquito) is the source of this 972-nucleotide messenger RNA. RefSeq lists its product as uncharacterized. The record is from RefSeq and is a predicted model, not a curated record. The coding region runs from base 382 to 801 and encodes 139 amino acids. The transcript is spliced from 2 exons. Lineage: Eukaryota; Metazoa; Arthropoda; Insecta; Diptera; Culicidae.